Messenger RNA from Cordyceps fumosorosea ARSEF 2679, 408 nucleotides. RefSeq names its product Dimeric alpha-beta barrel. The record is from RefSeq and is a predicted model, not a curated record. Gene Ontology annotation, molecular function: oxidoreductase activity. Lineage: Eukaryota; Fungi; Ascomycota; Sordariomycetes; Hypocreales; Cordycipitaceae. The transcript has a single exon. Bases 1 to 408 code for a protein of 135 amino acids.
AUGGUCUUUAAAGUACUACUCUUUGCCCACCGCAAGCCGGGCCUCUCCCCGACGGAAUUCCGCGACUACCUGGAGAGCACGCACAUCCCCCUCCUGCGGCGCCUACUCUCCGCCACGUUUCCCACCUCCCACGCCCGGCGCUACAUCCACCGGGGCGACGCCGUCGACUCUGACGGCGUGUACCCGGCGACGGUGCUCCUGGGCAGCCAGGCGGAUUUCCAAUGCGAUGUCAUUUCGGAACUCACGUUUGAGAACGGGGAGGCGUUCCAGGCGUUCUUUGCGGAAUACCAGUCGGACAAGGUGGCGGCGGAACUCAAGGAGGACGAGGCACGGUUCUUGGAUGCGGAGAAAUUGAGGGCGGUGGUGAUUGGGGAGGUGCGGGAGACGUUGCGUGAGGGAGGUAACUGA